Molecule: messenger RNA, 7894 nt
Organism: Homo sapiens (human)
Lineage: Eukaryota; Metazoa; Chordata; Mammalia; Primates; Hominidae
Gene: ERMAP
Product: erythroblast membrane associated protein (Scianna blood group)
Exons: 10
Coding region: 4510-6135 (541 amino acids)
Cellular component (GO): plasma membrane; cytoplasm
Source: RefSeq, a predicted model, not a curated record
AGUCCUCCUCUCUCUCUUCAUGCUUUUUAGUCCUUUAACUUUCUCAGGAUCCUCAGGUUUAGUAGAGAAAUAAUCCCCUUUCUCCUUACGCACAAGAACAUUUUCAAGGGUGAAAUGGGGCAGUUGUUAGCUAUCACUAAAGAAACACAAAAGGAGACAAGUGACAAGAUUGCUGGAUGGGUUUUGUUGAAGUACUCUUAUUUAAGUAGUAUUGUCAUCAUUAUUAAAUUAAAGCCAACAUUUAUUUAGCUCUUACUAUUUGCUGGACGCUGUGCUGUGUGCUUUUAGACUGAUCAAUUGCAGAUUUGCAGGGUCAUAUUAAACUGCUUGGGACUGUCAAGAGAACAUCUGUUACAAUCUUUUUUCUGAUUUAGAAGUUUUAAAAAUUAAACUGUUUCAAACUUAAAAUGUAAAUAACUGCCAUGUUUCCAACAUGUGUAGUGGAAAAAAAUGGUUAGUAUAUGCAGAAUUUUGCAAACCAUUAAGAAAUAAAUGUCCCAAUAGAUAAACGAGCAAAUUACAUAGACAGGUAAUUGACAAAGUCCAAAUAACCAGUGAGUAAUCAAAGAAAUACAAAUUGAAAUGAAUCACCAUCAAACAAAAAAAAAGGGAUGGCAUUUUGUUACUCAUGAAAUUGGCAAAUUUUUUUUUAAAUGAUAAUAUCCAGUGAUGGUAAGGUUGUGGGAAAACAAGAAAUUUCAUAGGAUACUUUGGUAAGUUGAUAUGACUUUCUGGAGGGCAAUUUGUCAGUGCAGAUGAAAAGUCUUCCCAUUUUAAAGAUGGGAAACUUAAGGCCUAAGAAUCUAAGUGACUUGCUUAAAGUUACAAAGUCAUGGCUGGGCGCAGUGGCUCACACCUGUAAUCCCAACACUUUGGGGGGCCGAGGAGGGCAGAUCAUGAGGUCAGGAGUUCGAGACCAUCCUGGCCAACAUGGUGAAACUCCGUCUCUACUAAAAAUACAAAAAUUAGCUGGGCAUGGUGGUGUGCGCCUGUAGUCCCAGGUACUCAGGAGGCUGAGGCAGGAGAAUUGCUUGAACCUGGGAGGCAGAGGUUGCAGUGAUCUGAGAUCAUGCCACUGCACUCCAGCUUGGCGGCAGAGUGAAACUCUGUCUCAAAAAAAAAAAAAAAAGUUACAAAAUCACAGAGCAGUAAGGGACCAAGCCAAGACUAGGACUAAGCCAUCUGAUUCUAGCCCUCAAUCCACUGUCACUUAUAGCAAUGUUUAUAAUAGCGAUGUAUUGGAAAACAACCUAAAUGUCCUCAAUAUAGAAUUAUUUUAAAGCUUUUACAUCUUAUAUCCUAACUUCUAAAAUUCUAUGUCCAUGAUGGAAUCCUAAAGUCAUGUAAAGAAGAUUUGAUUGCCUUGGGAAAUGCACAUAAUGUAGCACUUGGUGAAAAUAUCAGGUAUCAAAACAGUAUAUAAAGUAUUUAUUUACUUAUUUAUUUAAGACAGGGUCUUGCUCUGUCAUCCAGACUGGAGUGCAGGGGCGUGAUCAUGGCUCACUGCAGCCUUAACCUCCUGGGCUCAGGUAAUCCUCCUACCUCAGCCUCCCAAGUAGCUGGGACCACAGGCACAUACCACCACAGCCAGUUGAUUUAUUUUUAUAUUUUUUUGUAGCAACAGGGAUUUGCCAUGUUGCCCAGGCUGGUCUCAAACUCCUGGGCUCAAGCAAUCUUCCCACCUCUACCUCAAAGUGCUGGGAUUACAGGCGUGAGCCACUGUGCCCAGUCAUGGUUUUUGUUUGUUUGUUUUACAAAAAGUUAUGUACAUGCAUAGAAAGAAUAUUUAUAGAAACAUUAUCUUUGGGUGGAGGAAUUACAGAUGAUUUGACAUUUUUGUCCUUGUUUUGGAUCAUUUCCAGAUUUUCCUACAAUAAGUAAGACAGAAAAAGCCCCAAACUGUGGCAUAUACAUUGAACUUUAGGAAGUGAAAUCAUAUUUUAUAUUUGUUGGGGAAAAUUUCUUUGUAAAGGAGUUCCAUGAUAAUCACUCAGUAAAGUGUGGUGGUCAUUUGCUCAUUUUAUAACUCAUGAUACAGGGCUAUAUAGGCAUGCAUUCAUUCAUCUGUUUAUCCAUGUUUUACAUUCUAUCUGCUUCCAGAAAGGAUCCCGGCAAUUCACUUGCAUGGUACCCUGAAGUGUGUAUGAUUGCCUUUCCUGUUCUAAGUGUAAAAGAGAAUAAUACCUACUUUUCAGAGAUGUUGUCAGUACUGAAGACAAUAUAUAUGGAGAAACAACAAAUGCAAUAAAUAAGAACUAUUAUUGAUUUAGAGCAAUAUCAUAAUUAGAAACAUAUUUAUGAUUUAGUGUUACUUCACAGCCAUUAAUAGGAUGUUGACUACUAUAAUAUUGAUAUGUUACAUGUUAGAAGAGAUGGAGGAAGGGGCCAUCCUGGCAAACUAGAUUAGAAGAAUAAAUCCUGGAGGUCAGUAUGGUGACCAGAUGGUUCUUACAUCUGUGUAAGAAAAUAUGAAAAAAAGGACCUGGUAGCACUUCUUACAUGGAGUGACAAUCUAACAGAAGGACUUCAUUUGCUUUUUAUUUCCAGCAUCUGGUGCAAAUCAUUUUACAUGUAUUUUCUUUGAUCCUUACUAUAACCCUAUCUAUGAGGUAGGUACUAUUAUUAACUUCAUUUCAUGUGUGAGCAAGAGGAGGUUUGGAGAAGUAAACUAACCUGUCUAAGGCCACCAGUUAGGAAAUGGCAGAGCCAGGACUUGAACCCAGGCUGACUCUAGAGCUCAUUCUUUUUUUAAAAAAAUUUUUUUUUUUUUUUGAGACAAGGUCUUGCUUUGUUACCCAGGUUGGAGUGCAGUGGUGCAAUCACAGUUCACUGCAGCCUCAACCUCCCAGGCUCAAGAAAUCCUCCCACCUCAACCUCCUGAGUAGCUAGGACUACAGGUGCGUGCCACCAUGCCAAGCUAAUUUUCUUUUAUUUUUUGUAGAGAUGGAGUCUCACUAUGUUGCCCAGGCUAGUCUCUAACUCCUGAGCUCAAGUGAUCCUCCUGCCUUGGCCUCCCGAAAGUGCAGGGUUAUAGGCAUGAGCUACCAUGCCCAGCCUAGAGCUCACCCUCUUAACCACUUCAUAGAUUGUCUGAAUCUUGGAAUAUGGGUCCAUAGAGGUCUCCUUCUAUUUGAUUUCAGGCAGCCUUGGGUUAGCUUGGAGCUCUGGGUCACUCUGAGCAUGUCUACCCAGGGUGUGCUUCAGAGUCACUAGAAAGUUGAGGGGUUUUGGGAUUAGGGAUAACGCCAGGGAAUCCUGGGCCCUACUUCCACCUUCAACCAUAAUUGAUAAAAUAGAGAGCUUUUCUCAUUUACUUAACUUCUCUUGUCCAGUUUUUGAGUAGCUAGUAACCUAUAGGAAAGUGGGUGGGACAGUCACAAAAAAAUGUGUCCUAAUGUGAUCCUAACCUCACUAUGACCUAGUGCUAUGUUGUCAUUUGCUUAGAGGGGUAUGUUGUAUAAAAUAUGAUUUAAAGAAAAACAAGAACAACCCUAAACCAGUGUGCUUUUUGCCAUGAGAAAACAGAAUUGGGUGUUUAAAAUGAGAAUGUGUUCAACGCUAGCUUCAUCUUCAGUUUCCCAGUCUCCCUUUGACACCCCCUCCGUGUGUCAUGACCUUUUCCAUGACCUUCAGGGACUGGGCCUUCUGACUUAUACAAAAGCCUCCUCUUUGGAAAGGAUUUGAACCUUGGAGAGAAUUUAAGAGAUGAGUUGCCUUUUCCUAGAGCAUUUACAUUUUAAACUUUAUGCUCACUUGUGGCAUGAGAGAUUCUGUUUCCUGCUAAAGCAAUUUCAGGCAGUAGCAAAUAGGUGGGGAAAGAGCUUUACAGGAGGAAAUCCUUUAGGGUCUCCCUGUGAUUCAUGCACACGGUCAUCUGGACCUGCUAGGGAUAAUUUUCCUCACUUGGUUAGUAAUAAUAACAACAACUACACACUUAUGAGCAGUUGUUCUGCCAGGCAUUUGUGGCCAGUGCUUGGCAGGCAGUAUCUUUUUGAACCCUCACACUCAUCUGUGAGGACAGUUUCCCUUCAUAGAUUAAGAACCCGAGGUCCAGAGAUGUUAUGCAACCUUCCUAGGGACACAGAGCUAGUAAUAGGUAGAGCUAAGAUUUGAACCCAGGUCUUUCCAGCGCCAGACCCUGAAUUUGUAGGAUUAGUGCCUUCAGGAUGACAUGGAGGGACCUCACUGCCUUGAUCUGUUAUUUAUCAAGAGUCAAACUGGAAAAGGCUGUCAGGGAAACCUCCAGGCUGCAUCUUGGGCAAAGAUUGGCUUGAAACAGGCAUUUCCCAAGCCUGGCCUUGGACACCAACUGUAAAAAAAAGGCCAUUACUGGUGUUUCCUUGGUUAGUUCUGGGUAUAAGUUCUGGAUCCUCACUCAUCUCAUCUGCACUGACAUCCUCACUCACGGCAUUUAGAGACUUAACACGCCAGCCUCUGUGUGAGCAUUUACCUCUUUCAACCCUCACCAUAAUCCCACAAGGAGGCACAGUUCUUUUACCCAUUUUGAAGAUGAAGAAACACAGUCUCAGAGAAGUUCGGUCACAGUAUCACAAGGAGGUAAGUAGCAGAGCUGGGAUUGGAGCCCCGGCCUUUGUGAUCCCAGAGCACCAGCAAUACCGUCUCGGCCUCGGCUCCUGGGUUAUACCCUCUGUCACGCCAAGCCCAUCAGCCCGCUUGUGCUGUCUCCCUCUGUCUGUCCUAGUUCGGAUGGAGAUGGCGAGUUCUGCUGGCUCCUGGCUCUCUGGCUGCCUCAUCCCUCUCGUCUUCCUCCGGCUGUCUGUGCAUGUGUCAGGCCACGCAGGGGAUGCCGGCAAGUUCCACGUGGCCCUACUAGGGGGCACAGCCGAGCUGCUCUGCCCUCUCUCCCUCUGGCCCGGGACGGUACCCAAGGAGGUGAGGUGGCUGCGGUCCCCAUUCCCGCAGCGCUCCCAGGCUGUUCACAUAUUCCGGGAUGGGAAGGACCAGGAUGAAGAUCUGAUGCCGGAAUAUAAGGGGAGGACGGUGCUAGUGAGAGAUGCCCAAGAGGGAAGUGUCACUCUGCAGAUCCUUGACGUGCGCCUUGAGGACCAAGGGUCUUACCGAUGUCUGAUCCAAGUUGGAAAUCUGAGUAAAGAGGACACCGUGAUCCUGCAGGUUGCAGCCCCAUCUGUGGGGAGUCUCUCCCCCUCAGCAGUGGCUCUGGCUGUGAUCCUGCCUGUCCUGGUACUUCUCAUCAUGGUGUGCCUUUGCCUUAUCUGGAAGCAAAGAAGAGCAAAAGAAAAGCUUCUCUAUGAACAUGUGACGGAGGUGGACAAUCUUCUUUCAGACCAUGCUAAAGAAAAAGGAAAACUCCAUAAAGCUGUCAAGAAACUCCGGAGUGAACUGAAGUUGAAAAGAGCUGCAGCAAACUCAGGCUGGAGAAGAGCCCGGUUGCAUUUUGUGGCAGUGACCCUGGACCCAGACACAGCACAUCCCAAACUCAUCCUUUCUGAGGACCAAAGAUGUGUAAGGCUUGGAGACAGACGGCAGCCUGUACCUGACAACCCCCAGAGAUUUGAUUUCGUUGUCAGCAUCCUAGGCUCUGAGUACUUCACGACUGGCUGCCACUACUGGGAGGUGUAUGUGGGAGACAAGACCAAAUGGAUUCUUGGAGUAUGUAGUGAGUCAGUGAGCAGGAAGGGGAAGGUUACUGCCUCACCUGCCAAUGGACACUGGCUUCUGCGACAGAGUCGUGGGAAUGAGUAUGAAGCUCUCACAUCCCCGCAGACCUCCUUCCGCCUUAAAGAGCCUCCACGGUGUGUGGGGAUUUUCCUGGACUAUGAAGCAGGAGUCAUCUCUUUCUACAAUGUGACCAACAAGUCCCACAUCUUUACUUUCACCCACAAUUUCUCUGGCCCCCUUCGCCCUUUCUUUGAACCUUGCCUUCAUGAUGGAGGAAAAAACACAGCACCUCUAGUCAUUUGUUCAGAACUACACAAAUCAGAGGAAUCAAUUGUCCCCAGGCCAGAAGGGAAAGGCCAUGCUAAUGGAGAUGUGUCCCUCAAGGUGAACUCUUCUUUACUACCCCCGAAGGCCCCAGAGCUGAAGGAUAUAAUCCUGUCCUUGCCCCCUGACCUUGGCCCAGCCCUUCAGGAGCUCAAGGCUCCUUCUUUUUAGGGAUAUGCCACAUUACCUGCUCCCAUCACCAUCCAGCCCAGCACCCUGGACUUCAGUCGCCUGGCCCAACCCCAUGAUUAUGGAACGUCUCUUCACCUUAACCCAAAUCCAGACCCUUUUGUGGUUUCUAUUUGUACCACUUUUCUCCCAGGCCUCAGUUCUGAAGCUUACCUUUCUUCUAAGGAAUUGAAGCUCCCAGUGACCUGGAGGGAGGAUUCCUGGAAACCAAACAAUCAGUUUAGGUGCAGGUGGAGAUGUUGAAUAUGUGUUACCAAGAUACAGCACAGGUUCAGGGAAAAGAGUUCGCUACUCCAGGGGUUAUUUAGAAGACACUUUCUCUGCCUCAUCCUGCCCUCAAGCUUUAGUCAAGAAGUUAUGGCCCCCAGUCCCUGACUUCUUACUUAUCCCAUUGAGGACUGCCUUUCUCUCUCUCAGUUCUGGCCUCUGCCCCCCAAAGUCAGCUCUCUAAAAGCAAGCAUGUUUUAGACCACUCACUCUUUCCCUCUUUCUUCAGGAAUGAAUUGGGAAAGGCUGAUGAGUAAAACAUACCAUCCUUUUCUAUUUUCUUGAUGCUGUUUACAACAUAGUUUGGUGAUAUCCAGAGCUAAUGUACAUGCUUUCAAAAGCUAAUCUGCCUGUUGAUGGUAACUAGGUACAGCGACUUUAAAUACAGUUGCUAUAAUCCUGAAAAGCCCCAGGAGCACAUCAGGGAGCUGGGAAACACAGUUGCAGAGAACUCAGCUGUAUGUUGCCCUCUGACCUUGGCCCAGACCUUCAGAGGCUCAGUCUGUUGAGUCUGUUGUGACUGUCUUAUGAAUCAAUCUGUUGUGCCAACCCUUUCUGAGAUUCAGAGAGGUCCAGCUAGAAAAAGUGGCAGUUUUAACCACCAACGUAGAAGCUUUUUUUUCCCCACAAGACCAUUGUACUGCAAUACUUGAGUAUUUGUGUAGCAAACAGCCUCUUAGGUUGGAGAGUAUUGAUUUCAAAUAGGAAGUUGGUAGACUAGGUGUGAGGAUGAAAUAAUGACCUUGAUUUUUGGGUGUGUAUUGCAGAAGCCUCGUCGCUUUCAAGUCACAUCAUAUAUGCGAUCUGGCCUAACCAUGGAGAUAUUGGUUAUCAGUUUGCAGAUGAAUACACAGUUCUAUCCAACAGAAACUGUAUCUUUCUGUUUGUCAGAAGUUCUCCGUUAGUUCCUGUAUUAGUCAAGGUUUUCCAGAGAAACAGAAUCAAUAUAUAUUGGGGCAGGGGGGCGGUGGUUAUUAUAAGGAAUUGGCUCACGUGAUUAUGGAGGCGGUUAAAUCCCAAGAUCUGCAGGAUAAGUCAGCAAGAUGGAGUCCCAUGAGAGCUGAUGGUUUAGUUCCAGUCUGAUGGCAGCAGGCUUGACGCCAAGGAAGAGAUGAUGUUUAAUUCAAGUCCGAAGGCAAGGAAAAAGCUGAUGGUCCUGUCCAAAGGCUAUUAGGCAGGAAGAAUUCUCUUAGGGCAGAGUUAGCUCUUUUGUUCUAUUCAGGCCUUCAACUGAUUCAGCAAGGCCCGCCCACAUUUGGGAGGACAGUCUGCAUUACUCAGUCUACUGAUUUGAAUGUUAAUGUCAUUGAGAAACACCCUCACAGGAACACUCAGAAUAAUGUUUGACCAAAUAGCUGGGCAUCUUGUGACCCAGUUAAGUGGAUACAUAAGAUUAACUAUCACAGUGACUCAGUGGAAUUUUUUGUUUGCUUUUGUACAGUUUUAAAAUAAAAGUUUGGUAUUUGUGUUUUGG